UUUCAUUUCUCCAAAGACUUUCAGAACCCAACUCUUUGCUGUAUGUCAAAUUCAAUUCAAUUAUUAACCCCAAAAAGGCAGCAAGAAAAAAUAUCCCAAUAUUCUGCAUUUUUCUGAAAAGCUCUCACUCUCUAAUUCUGUGUAACCUAAUUCCUGUUGGGCUUUAUUUAUUAAUUAAAUUAUGACGGUUUGGAGCCGCGCAGUGGUAAGAUGGCGAUGUAGUAGAGUCACCAAUUUAACCUACCGGGGUUUUUGUUAUAAUAAACCUUCUAAAACUGACCUUCAAGUACCGCCGUUGCCGGCGAAUUUGCCGGCAGGUUCUCCGGCAAGUAGUUUUAAAGACAAGGGCAGAAAUGUGCAAUGGGUGUUUCUGGGUUGUCCAGGUGUGGGCAAAGGAACGUAUGCAGCUCGACUUUCAAAGCUUCUUGGCGUACCUCACAUAGCUACUGGUGAUCUCGUUCGUCACGAACUCUCUUCUCAUGGACCCCUCGCUUCUCAGCUUGUCGAUAUUGUCAACCAAGGGAAAUUAAUCUCAGAUGAAAUUAUAAUAGAUUUGCUGUCCAAGCGACUUGAAGCUGGAGAAGCUAAGGGUGAAGCAGGAUUUAUUCUUGAUGGAUUUCCUCGAACUAUACAUCAGGCGGAAAUCUUAGAGGGAGUAACGGACAUCGACUUGGUGAUUAAUUUGAAGCUCCGGGAAGAUGCAUUGAUUGCUAAGUGCUUAGGAAGAAGGAUUUGUAGCGAGUGUGGAGGUAAUUACAAUGUUGCAUGCAUUGAUAUCAAGGCUGAUGACGACAAAACUAGAAUGUACAUGCCUCCCCUACUCCCUCCUCCGCAUUGUGAAAACAAACUUAUUACGCGGUCUGAUGACACCGAAGAUGUUGUGAAGGAACGCCUCCGCAUCUACCAUGAAACGAGCCGACCAGUGGAGGACUUUUAUCGCAGGCGGGGUAAGCUGUUGGAGUUUGAUCUCCCUGGAGGAAUUCCAGAGUCGUGGCCGAAGUUGCUUCAGGCUUUGAAUAUCUAUGACGAUGAGGAUAAGAAGUCUGCAGCAGCAUGAUAUUCUUUGUCUUGUCGGUAAGGGUGUACUAGUGUUAUAGGUUCAUUCUUUUCAUGCAUUGUAUUUAAAAUCAGGAUAUAUAACGGGGUUCUCCAACCCUUUUCUCCCCCACAGUUGUAUAAUUGUAUUAAGCAAAGGCAACUGUAACAGUUGUAUAAUAUUUCUUGUAAGGUCACCGGAGCUGUAUAUUUACCUUAGUACGUCGUGUGAUAGCGGUGUCACAAUAGUGGAUACAUUUAAUUCAUCGGUAACCAAAAAUAUGCUUUGCUUGUAUUAACAGAGUGUAAUUCAAGUUGGUAUUCAUUACUUAUCGUGUUUUGUUUGCA
Molecule: messenger RNA, 1383 nt
Organism: Nicotiana attenuata
Lineage: Eukaryota; Viridiplantae; Streptophyta; Magnoliopsida; Solanales; Solanaceae
Product: probable adenylate kinase 6, chloroplastic
Exons: 4
Coding region: 182-1057 (291 amino acids)
Biological process (GO): nucleobase-containing compound metabolic process
Cellular component (GO): mitochondrion; cytoplasm
Molecular function (GO): AMP kinase activity; ATP binding
Source: RefSeq, a predicted model, not a curated record